AUGUCGUCUCUGUCUAUCUUCCGCAUCGCGACGCGCGCCGUCCGCCCUGCCAGCUUCGUCCGAGCUCCGAUCGUCCGCUCCCGGGUGCAGACCCCAGUCACUCUGGCUGCUGCCCGCACUGCCAACUUCGGUAGCAGCCGUAUGCUCCGCUCUGGCCACGAGGAUGAGACCUAUGAGGAGUUCUCUGCCAGAUUCGAGAAGGAAUUCGACGGUGUCCAGGAUGUCUUCGAGCUCCAGCGUAACCUGAACAACUGCUUCGCCUACGAUCUCGUCCCCUCCGUUGAGGUCCUCAGCGCUGCCCUGAAGGCUGCCCGCCGUGUCAACGACUUCCCCACUGCCGUCCGUGUCUUCGAGGGCAUCAAGGCCAAGGUCGAGAACCAGGAGCAGUACAAGCAAUACCUCGAGCAGCUCGAGGGUCUGCGCCAGGAGCUGGGCGUUGCUCUCCGGGAAGAGCUGUACCCCCAGGAGGAGUAAAUUAGCGUCGCUCAUGUUGUUCUUCCCCUACCUC
This is a messenger RNA of Penicillium daleae, 508 nucleotides long. Its product is annotated as cytochrome c oxidase subunit VI. Gene Ontology annotation, cellular component: mitochondrial inner membrane. Bases 1 to 474 code for a protein of 157 amino acids. Gene Ontology annotation, biological process: mitochondrial electron transport, cytochrome c to oxygen. The record is from RefSeq and is a predicted model, not a curated record. The transcript is spliced from 4 exons. Lineage: Eukaryota; Fungi; Ascomycota; Eurotiomycetes; Eurotiales; Aspergillaceae.